AUGCCUCAUCCGCAAGACCAUGGCUUUUGUUCUAACGGUGCUGUGAGGUUGGCUUUGGUUUUAAUAGGUGUGUGUUUGGUUGGUUACACCGUACGUCAAUCAUUACAUUGGCGCUUUAAGGAGAGUAGUUCAUGUCCUCCAUGUCUUUGUGAUUGUUCAGAGGAAUCUGCCCUGAUAUCUAUAGACUGCGGAAAACAUGAACCAGAAAUGAAAAGGGAAAUGGAGAAGGAUAUCAUUGCUUUGAUAUCCGAAGAGCUUAAUUUGCAGGAGGCUGUUGCCAAUGAAACCUUACAUCAGAGCGAAGAAUUGCUGAUGAGUGCUAGGAAAAUCUCUUUACACUACCAAAAAGAAGCAGAAAAAUGUACUGCGGGAGUGGAAACUUGUGAAGAAGCAAGGGAAGGGGCUCAAGCGCAACUCACAGAAGAGCUCAAAGCUACAGAAGUAUGGGAGAGACGAGCUUGGGAGCUUGGGUGGAAAGAGAUGACCAUAUGA
Argentina anserina (silverweed cinquefoil) is the source of this 492-nucleotide messenger RNA. RefSeq lists its product as uncharacterized. NCBI's taxonomy places the organism in Eukaryota, Viridiplantae, Streptophyta, Magnoliopsida, Rosales, Rosaceae. The record is from RefSeq and is a predicted model, not a curated record. The transcript has 2 exons. Bases 1 to 492 code for a protein of 163 amino acids.